UUAAUCAAUUAUUUGAUCAAGAAAUAAAUAUCAAUAAUUUUUAUCUUAAAGUUAUAAAGAAUAAGAUAUUCCUUCCAUAUUUUUGAAGCUAAUUAAAUUAUUAAGCAAAAUAUAUAAAUGUAUUAGAGAUAAGAUUAAAGAGACGGAUAGUAAUAGCAAUAAAGGAAUUAAUACUAAAGCAAUAAUUACAGAGGAAUAAAUAGAUUUCUUGGAAAUGAUUAAAAUGAUGGUAACAAACCAAGAGGAGGCGGAUUUGGAGGAGAUAAUUAAGGUUAAUAAAGAUAAUAAUAAGAUGGAGGUUUUGCAGGAGGCAGAAGCCAAUAUAAUUAACCUAACGACAAUGGAAUCUAAACUGGAGGAUAAGGAGAUGGCUACAGAAAUAAUAGAGAUUAGAAUUAUGUUCCUAAGUAGUAAUUUAAGCCAGUUCUCUAAAUCAUUAGUGAAUAAGCAUUAACUGAAGAUUUUACUGAUAGUAGUCUCUGUUUAGUACAAAGUUCUAAACAACAAUAGCCUUAAGCAUAAUAAAUCUAAUAAAACUUCAUGGAUAAAGUUCAAAUAGUUUUCUGCAAUGAACAAGCAAUGUAGGUUCAUACAAUUGAAAAAAGCGAUUAGGGAAUGAAAUUGAUUUCAAGCGGAUGCACUUCCAUAUAAGAUAAUAAUUUUAAAAUUGAAAAAUGCUUUAUACUUAAAAAUUUAUUGAAUAACGGAUAAGAUGCUUCAGCUUUUACGAUAAAGAGCCAAUAAGGCUACUAUGGAUUUACCAUAAUAACCACUGAUCCAUAGAAUAGUAAUCAAAUUACCUCUCAGUUGUGCUAAAUGGUAGCUCAUUAAUAACCUAUAACAAAUAUCUUUUUAUUCCAAACAUCAAUCAACAGCAGAAACGUAAGUAAAAUAGUAACUGUUUCAAACUCAAGUUAAGAUUCAAGUCAAGAUGCUUUUGUCAAAUUUUGGGAGUUGUAACAAAACGGAAUAACACUCGACUAGAGUUCAACAAUAUUUUUUAAAGAUAAUUUAGAAUAAUGGUUUAACUCGAAGAACAUAAAAUUAGAAAGUAUUAAUAAUUUAUAAUUUACUACUAUGAAUAAUAAAUAAAUUGUCAUCAUUACAUUUAACAAGCCUAGAUUCGAACAAUUCUAACCUCAAUAAUAGCAAAAGCAAUAAGCUUAAGCUAACUGUGCAUACGUUUUAGAACUUGAAUUUACUCAGCAAAGACCAAUUCAAGGAUAAAAGCUAGAAAUUGGUCCUCCAACUUCUGCGAUUUAGAAAAUAGAGAUAGUAACUAAUCCAAAAACAAGCGAUUUAUUUUUGUUUGCUUAGCUCAGAAACGAUACCAGAAAUCAAUAAUAAUAAUAACAGCCAGGAAACAAUCAACCUUAAGGAUAUUUAUAUGCAGCAAAAAACUUGAUACAAGUAUAGAAAGUUUAUGAAAACAAUUUCCCUUUAAAUGACUUUUCAAUAUCUUUUGGAAUUAAUCAAGCAACGAUAGUAACAGCUACUACAUAAUCUAUUUAGCCUAUAACUUGGAAUCUGUCAAAUGAUACUUAUUAGCUAAACAAGUCAGAUAUUAAUUUAAAAAAUCAAGGAGAUAUACAAAAUAUUUAUUUAUUUAAAAGUAUUAUAAAUUUAGUUGAAAUAAAUUAAUUGCUAACCGUACAUUAUAAAGGCAAAAACAAUACUAAAAAGUGUAUAACUCUCUCUACCUUAGCAUUAUUAGAACAUGUUGAAAGAACUGAUUAAGGAAAUAGAAAUUUUUAAAGUAAUCCACAAAACUAAAAUAGAAAUUUUUAAAGUAAUCCACAAUACUAAAAUAGAAAUAAUUAUGGUUAAAAUUAAUAACCUUUUCAAAGAAGAUUCUGA
This is a messenger RNA of Tetrahymena thermophila SB210, 1857 nucleotides long. RefSeq lists its product as hypothetical. NCBI's taxonomy places the organism in Eukaryota, Ciliophora, Oligohymenophorea, Hymenostomatida, Tetrahymenidae. The transcript is spliced from 3 exons. The record is from RefSeq and is a predicted model, not a curated record.